AUGUUCUGCACUUUCACUUUGCUGGUGGUGGUCACCGUACUGAUACUCAAUCACGUACUCUCUCGACUGCGGUUUAAGCCCACCCGCACCAAUUACGAUUACGAUGCCAUCAUUGUAGGUGGAAGCAUCGCUGGACCGGUGAUGGCAAAAGCGCUUUCAGAACAAAAUCGGAAGGUUCUACUGCUUGAGCGUUCUCUCUUUGUCAAACCGGAUCGCAUUGUCGGUGAACUCUUGCAGCCCGGUGGGAUCAACGCGUUGAAACAAGUUAACAUGGAAGGGUGUGCCACCUCUGUUGGCAUGCCCUGCGAAGGGUACAUGUUGCUGGAUGCAAAAGGAGUUGGGGUGAAACUGCCGUACGGGGCGGGCUUUCAAGGCGUUUCCUUUCACUUCGGCGAUUUUGUAAACAAUUUAAGGGAACAUGUCUGGUACAACUGCUCCUCGAAUGUUACGAUGUUGGAAGCUACGGUGAACACAGUGCUGGUAGAGAACACGGGCCUUCUCGAGCGUGCCUACGGUGUGGAGUACUCCAUCUCUGAGGACUACAAAGUGCCUGAAACGCCAUUCAGGAGAGACGUCUCCGCGCAGUCCCAGUCAACAGAAACAACAACAGCAAUCGUGCGGCGCGUGGCAACAGCACCACUUAUUAUUAUGUGUGACGGCGGCUCCUCAAAGUUCAAGUCAAAGUAUCAGCACUACACACCUGCACAGGACUACCACUCAAAUUUUGUUGGGCUCAUUUUGCGUAAUGUACAGCUACCCUCUGAAAAAUAUGGCACGGUAUUUCUUGCCAAAACUGGACCCGUUCUGUCCUAUCGACUGGAUCCAAAUGAGCUGCGCAUGCUGGUUGAUUACAAUAAACCAACUUUACCUGAUUUGGGGCAACAAAGUAAAUGGCUUGUUGAAGAAGUGGCACCCAGUCUUCCGGCGGAGAUGCGUUCCGAAUUUAUUCGCGCCGCAAAGGAUACAAGUCGCAUUCGUUCCAUGCCUGUGGCACAUUACCCUGCAACAUUUCCGUCGAUCAGAGGCUAUGUGGGCCUGGGAGAUCAUGCGAAUCAGCGUCAUCCGCUCACUGGUGGUGGUAUGACAUGUGCAUUUAAUGAUGUACUUCGUUUGGCAAGGAGUCUUGCCGUCAUUCCAAGACUGCGGGGCAAUGACGUUAAUGAUAUGGCGGAAAUUGAGGAUCGAAUUCAAAAAGCGAUAUUGCAGUAUUCACAAAAACGCUUCUUACACUGUGGCUCCAUCAACAUUCUCUCUUGGGCCCUUUACGCUGUGUUCCAGAGUCCCCCUCUGCGUGAUGCAUGCCUUGAUUACUUUAUGCUUGGAGGCGACUGUGUGGAUGGCCCCAUUUCACUGCUCUCUGGACUUGAACUCAGCUCAUUAACUCUACUGUUUCAUUACUACCGUGUGAUGAUCUUUUAUCUCCUUAACACGGUUACAUGCACUGGUGCGUACAGUUGUCGCGAUGAGAAAACCCCCAGUUUCUCCCAAAAAUGCUUUAAUGCGGCCAUUUUCUUGGUGAACCCCUUCCGUCUUGCUGGGGCCCUUCGCAUCCUUCUCAGUGCCACUCUGGUGUUUGCACCCUUGGUGUAUUACGAAUUUGUCUCGCUGUGGAUUCUGAUGGAUCCUACGGGUGUUUUCCCCAACAUGGCGAGGAAGAUGAAGAUUCUUUUGUACCGGGUCCUUUUUGACGGGAAACACCGAAAACCAGUGGGUAUAUAG
Molecule: messenger RNA, 1719 nt
Organism: Trypanosoma cruzi
Lineage: Eukaryota; Euglenozoa; Kinetoplastea; Trypanosomatida; Trypanosomatidae
Product: squalene monooxygenase, putative
Exons: 1
Coding region: 1-1719 (572 amino acids)
Biological process (GO): sterol biosynthetic process
Cellular component (GO): membrane; endoplasmic reticulum
Molecular function (GO): flavin adenine dinucleotide binding; squalene monooxygenase activity
Source: RefSeq, a predicted model, not a curated record